UCUCUCUCGUCGCCAAGAAAAAAAGCAGUGGACUUCGCCAUCGAUCCCAGCUGCCUCCUCUCUUCCUUCCUGCCCCACCAGCAAUCUCUGCUACUCGAGUGAGCGAGCUGCUUUAGGCCUCCCAUCUUCUCCACUCCCCGGCAGCGAGCCGCUUCCAACGAGGUGGUGCUUCUCAGUCUCGUCACUUUUUCCCUUGGUGAUGUGCUUCAUCGUCGCCAUUGCAUGCAUGUACAAUCAUGGGUUCAUGUGUGCCAAAUGGGGCCUCGCCCUCUAGAACACUUGAAGGCCAGGCGAGGAUGGACAGGCUGAACGCGAAGCUGUACCUGCAGAACUGCUACAUCAUGAAGGAGAACGAGCGGCUGCGCAAGAAGGCGCUGCUGCUCAACCAGGAGAACCAGGCCCUCCUCACCGAGCUCAAGCAGCGCCUCGCCAAGACGGCGGCGGUGGCGGCCAACAACAACAACAACGGCAGCGCCAAGGCCAACGGGAACGCUGCCGCAGCAGGCAACCGCGCGCUCAUCCCUGACCUCAAUGCCGCCGCUGCAGGGGCGCAUGGCGGCCACGAGAAGAAGGCGGCGCCCAAGCCCAAGAAGGCGGUUCCAAACUGAUGCGGCCUGUUACUGCCAUAGUGCCAUGAGCUAGAGUUUGUAGUUCUUAUUAAUGGUUUUAUUACUUCUGGAUGUUAGGGCUGUGUGUUUAGUUUCAGCUGAUGGAAAAUCGCGUGCCUACUGAUGUGUAGCAGAGUCCUCAUGGAUGGGUAGCUAGAUCAGCUAGGGCCUAGGGGUAUAUAUACAUAGUUGGGUCAUUUGUGUGCUGCAUGGCAGUGGUGUUUCAGCAGCUCUUGGUUUCCUGAGGUCUUUACUCUUUAGCACAACUUGAGCCAGAGCAUGGCCAAUGUUAUCUGCUGCUUGUUUGAUGAUACUAUGCCAAUCUAAUGCAUGGUGCUACCAUCUUUUUUCUUGAAAA
Molecule: messenger RNA, 966 nt
Organism: Setaria italica (foxtail millet)
Lineage: Eukaryota; Viridiplantae; Streptophyta; Magnoliopsida; Poales; Poaceae
Product: protein LITTLE ZIPPER 3
Exons: 2
Coding region: 237-608 (123 amino acids)
Source: RefSeq, a predicted model, not a curated record